CACUCUAAGUUCAUCUUGGCUUUGGGCUCUUCACUCAGGUGUCAGCCAUGCCGAGGUGCAUCGUCGCCAGUUGCAGCAGCAAGCAGAACAAAAUCACCGCCAUGAGGGGAGUCAUUUUGCACGUCUUCCCUCCCAACGUUGACCGGAUCAAAACUUGGCUGAUGCAUAUUGGACAGGAUUUUGGAAAUCUUGACGAAUUUUCCCAAAGAGUGUUCCAUUCCAAGAAGAACGGCUCUUUCAGGAUAUGUUCGGACCAUUUUACACCCCAGUCUUACGUUGAACACGCUUCUAAGAAGUUGUUGAGAGUCGAUGCCGUGCCCACAGUCUUUAACAAAGAUGCUGCGAGUCGCCCUUCUGCCAAUAAAGGCCUACUGAUGGCUUCAGGAAAUAAUUACAGUACGGUCAGCAUGCCGUCAACCAGCAACAUUUCAUGUGCUACCUCCAACACAUUUCCUUCAUAUAAAGAUGUUUCUUCUAGAACGGACUUGUACCGGAAAACAAGAGAGGCAAGCACGCAAACCCAUCAGGACACCACCUCGAAGACCGUGAAGUCUCCUGAGUGUAACGCACUAUCAAACGUCGUUACUGAUCCGAACAAGAUUGACGAAAUAAGAAAGAAGUUGACAGAGAGGAUCCUACAGCUCACCCUGGAGAUCAUCUACCUACUGAUCGGAGAGGAAUGUUCUGUCGUGGUGAAGAAGACCUCUGGUGAUUACGUGAUACCCAGCGCUUACCCCAAUGUGCCAGGAGUAUGGAGCAGGAGCCAAGGACCCAGUGUGGAGCUUUCACCUCCCACCCUGACACCUGAGAAAAGCUACAACAAGAUUUUAGAAGUCACCAACAAGAUCAGCCAGCUGCUGAAGGGAGAGGUUCCUAUAUGGUGUCAGGAUGUCACUGUCUCCUUUUCCAUGGAGGAGGAAAAAAACUUGGGACACAAUGGUAUCAACAAGGGUGUCACAAUGGAGAACCAGCCACUUCUCUCGACAAUGGAUGGAUCCAGGAACAGAAAUACCCCAGAUAGGUGUCUCCAUCCUCUGUAUUCCACAGUGGAACAUCACAAGAUUUCACAUUAUCAGGGUGAAAAUAUGGUAAUUAUAAAAGUUGAAGUAAAAGAGGAAGCAGACGAGUCGUAUCUGAUAUGUGGAGAGCCAUGCAGGGAGGAGGAAAUUUCUACAGAGAUCAGCACAGAACCCGAAGACACCAGAACAACUGAAAGAGACAUCAAAACUGAGGAGGAGGAAGACAGACAAGUGAGGAUUAAAGAGGAGGAAAUUCCUGUAGAAAUCACCACAGAGUCUAGAGACACUCAGACAAACAUCAAACCUGAGGAGGCGGCAGAAGAAAUACAAGUCAGGGUUAAAGUUGAAGAGGAGGAAGAAGAAAUACAAGUGAGGAUUAAAGAGGAGGAGAUUCCAAUGGAGAUCAGCACAGAUGGGACCUACACCAUACAAACGUGUUCCUUUAGUUUGCCCAAUGGUGAAACUGAUGAUGAUACCACAGAUGUUUCUUCAGAUGACUAUCCCGCUGCCACAAAUAGCAUUCCUGUACUUUGUAGUCCACACUUAUCUCCUGAUUUCCCUGUACAAGGAAGCUUUUCCGACCACUCCUAUCCAAUCCCUCUUCGUUCCGACAGCAGAGAGGGGGAGGUGGACCCGUGUCCUGAGAAAGACAAAGGUCCUCACACGUGUCUACUAUGCAAAAAAUGCUUCUCCGACAAGUCCGUCCUCCGUCACCACGAGAAGACUCACAAAAGGGAGAUGCCCUAUACUUGUCUGGAAUGUGGGAAGACCUUCCUGCACAAUUCAAGAUUCAUAUCUCACCGAAGAAUCCACACGGGGGAGAGACCCUUUUCCUGUUCCAAAUGCGGGAAGAGCUUUGUGAACAAACCCGAUCUGGUCAGGCAUCAUAGAACACACACCGGGGAAAAGCCUUUUUCGUGUUCUGACUGUGAGAAACGCUUCACUCAGAGGGUUCAUCUGGUGACCCACCAGAAAAAACAUGGGCUUCAGAAGCUUUGA
This is a messenger RNA of Nanorana parkeri, 2018 nucleotides long. Its product is annotated as oocyte zinc finger protein XlCOF7.1-like. The record is from RefSeq and is a predicted model, not a curated record. The transcript has 10 exons. The coding region runs from base 48 to 2018 and encodes 656 amino acids. Gene Ontology annotation, biological process: regulation of transcription by RNA polymerase II. NCBI's taxonomy places the organism in Eukaryota, Metazoa, Chordata, Amphibia, Anura, Dicroglossidae. Gene Ontology annotation, molecular function: RNA polymerase II cis-regulatory region sequence-specific DNA binding; DNA-binding transcription factor activity.